AUGACAAUAUCCAUUGAUGAUAAAGAAAUUCUAAGAAAGCCAGAUGGAACGCUGAAGACAGUUUAUUAUAGGAAUGAUGAUCCUUCCCAAAAAAACUUUGAUAAAUCAAAUCCAUGUGAUAUAGUUGUUGGAGAUGAUAAAAGUACAAGACGAGAUGAUCUUUCCAGCGAUUUUGAUGUGUGGGUGCAUGUUUACUAUGCUCCGAAAGAGUGUGGUGUAUUUAGUUGCCACAUGAACAUAAGACAUAUGUAUGAUUGCACUAUGAGAUAUCCCGUGUCUAUUGCAGAUUAUUCUUAUUAA
Molecule: messenger RNA, 300 nt
Organism: Funneliformis caledonium
Lineage: Eukaryota; Fungi; Glomeromycota; Glomeromycetes; Glomerales; Glomeraceae
Source: the annotation of a GenBank genome assembly